Aplysia californica (California sea hare) is the source of this 2176-nucleotide messenger RNA. Its product is annotated as D-beta-hydroxybutyrate dehydrogenase. The transcript is spliced from 10 exons. NCBI's taxonomy places the organism in Eukaryota, Metazoa, Mollusca, Gastropoda, Aplysiida, Aplysiidae. The record is from RefSeq and is a predicted model, not a curated record. Gene Ontology annotation, molecular function: oxidoreductase activity. The coding region runs from base 357 to 1163 and encodes 268 amino acids.
ACGGCUAUACCGUACUAUACGGUGUGUAGGCCUAAGCACAGCCUGGCCUUGACAUGCUGAACUGCCACACACUUGCUUUAUAAAUUAUAAAAAUAGAUCUGCAGCUCAGUGUGUGUAGUAACCAUACAACUUACAAGAUUCUCUACACGAUCUUUGCAGAAACGAUUCACGAACCGACGUCUUGUCAAGUCUCCACAUUGACGCCAAUGACCCCGACGUUUAACACACAGCCAAGGCCGAGAUAACCACGUGAAACCCCUCUCUCUGACUGACGCCACCUGUGAUUUCGAACAUUCCUCAAGCCCCAGAGUUACAAUUUCUUCAACAAUAUAUUCUUCAAUCUUCACGCAAUCGCUAUGGCCCAACCAAAGCAACAAGAUUUUUUGUCUGGGCGAGUGGCUCUGGUCACGGGGUCUACAAGUGGCAUUGGUGAGGGAAUUGCUCGAAGUUUAGCCAGUAGAGGAGCCAACGUGAUCAUCACUGGAUUUGGAGAUGAGCAAGCCAUAACAAAAUUGCUGGAAUCCUUCAAGAGUGAUUACAAUGUUGAAGCAGUAUUUAUUGGGGGAGAUCUGUGUAAACCUGAAGAUGUCACAGCUUUGCAUAAAGAAGCUGUAAAAGCUUUUCCUAGUGGAAUUGACAUUUUGGUGAACAAUGCUGGUAUCCAGCAUGUCUCUCCUAUUGAAGAGUUUCCGCUGGAUGUGUGGAACAAGAUGAUGGCUCUCAUGGUCACGGCCCCCUUCCAGCUGACACAACUGUGCAUGGACAGUAUGAAGAAAAAAGGCUGGGGUCGGAUUAUCAACACAUCGUCCGUUCGUGGACACAUUGCUUCCCCAAACAAGACAGGAUAUACUGCUGCUAAACAUGGAUUGUUAGGACUGACCAAAGCAGUAGCAGUUGAAGUCGCUGGAAGUGGUGUCACUUGCAAUGCUCUAUGUCCUGGAUGUGUAGAGACACCUUUAUUUGUCAAGCAAGCUGAGGACAGAGCCAAAGACCAGGGGAUAACUUAUGAGGAGGGAAGGGCCCAAAUGUUAGCAGUCCAACCAUCAAAGCAACCUGUUCUGGUAAAUGAUCUGGGAGAAGCUGUGGUCUUUAUGUGUUCGAGUGCUGGCAAUCAGAUGACUGGGCAGUCUUUGAUCAUAGAUGGUGGCUGGGUGGCGACCUAGAUGUUGGAUGGUGAACUAGACCAAAAAUUUUGAAAGAAACAGCAUCAUGUUAUUUACCUAGACUCAAAAUCCUGAAAGAAACAGCAUCAUGUUAUUUACCUAGACUCAAAAUCCUGAAAGAAACUGCAUCACUGUUCUUUAUUUGAAUCUACCAUAGGCAUCCCAAACUCUUUUCAAAACUUGAAAAACCGCUGAUACUUUAUAAAGAUAUGAUUGGAUCAGAAACAAUUUUGAACGAAAGUCAACUGAGGCAUACGGAUUAUGUAAAUGGUGUACUGAAAGAUUUUGUGGACACAUUUUUUCCAAAUCAACAUUUCCAUGGAUUGAACCUCGCAAACCUUUAUAAUGGAAACAAGACGGUGUCUGGACUGUUUGUUCUUGAGGGACAAGAAGGUGGAAUUAGUGAUUUAGAAAAUGCAAUUAGCGAUUUUGAAGAUGUUAUAUGGUGCCCAUAUGACCUAAUGCAGUUGCGAGCGCUGUAAAACCUUACUAAAGCUCAAAUUAAAGAAGAUGGUAUUAUUGAUUUUGAAUGAGUGAUUUUGAAGAAAAAGUCAUCAGCGGAAAAGCACGGCGGGACUGGGACCCCCCAGUCUGUUUAAUCCCCUUUGACCCCUUGAUUUACACCUGUAGGGUUUAUAGAAUAGAUCAGACGUACAGCCAGACUGUUCUGAUUGUUUGUGUUUUAAGGCAUAACAUGGGUGGUUAGCGUCGAGUGCCCUGGUGUGGUUUUCUCCUUCUUUCCUAUCAAACAUCUGUCGUCCUUAUCUCUCCUAUACAGUGAAGUCCUGAAACAAUGAGAAGUCUGCUAUAAAGACACUAUUCUAAAACCCUGUUUUUUUCCCUUCUUUAUCUUUGUAAAUAAAAUACUGCUAUUGUGCAAUCAGAAUGUCAUGUGAGUCGGUUAUAGCGGAAUAAUGCUGCGGCUGUGCACAGCACCCAGACCAAUUAAACAUAUAAAACCUCGCCAGUUGAGAAAGUUGUUGGUGAGAUAGCGAAACAAAGAAUGGGAGAGC